CUCGCACGUCACAUUUCCGACAGCACGUGAACGCCCCUGGCUGGAAGCACUACUAAACCAAAGCGGACCAAAGCGGACCAAAUCCGGGCUGAUUCCUCACACCACGGGGCACGGCCACAUUCCAAGACGACCCCGGGGAUCUGCGACGAAGCCACACCGAGCGCUCCAACCCCCCGUCAUGUGGCGUAGCUGCUGGGCCCUGGUGCUCCUGGUGGCCUGUGCUCCGGCUGACCCAUCCAGCAGCUCGGACUGUGGCCCCACGACGAUGCCUUCGCUGUCCAGGUGAGCGACCAACACAAGGCCGAGCUGAGCCACCGACAGCACCUGGAGGCUCUUUUCAACAGGUACGGGGAGAAUGGCUCCAUCUCUCUGGCCGGACUCAGGCGUCUGCUGCAGAAUCUCGGUCUGGACCGGAUCCGAAACGUAACAGUUCAGCACCACGAGAAACCGGGCCGCCAUCACCACGGCAACCACAGACACCAUCACCACCAUCACCACCACGAUCACCACAGUCACAAUCACACGGACCACAAACAGGACAAGAACCAGCAGCCGGACAGCCACGGCCACAACGGUCACGAGCAUGGCGACCACAGCCAUGACGAACAUGAUCAUAAUGACAGUCACCAUGACGACCACAACCAUGACCAUGACGCCCACAACCAUGACGACCACAGCCAUGACCAUGACGACCACAACCAUGACCAUGACGACCACAGCCAUGACGACCCACAGCCAUGACCAUGACGACCACAGCCAUGACCAUGACGACCACAGCCAUGACGACCAUGACCACAGCCUUGACGACCACAACCAUGACCAUGUUGACCACAGCCGUGACGACCACGACCAUAACGACCACAAACAUGACCAUAACCAUGAGCACAAUAAUGAAGCUCAGGACCAAAGUUCCGAUAAGCCGAGUCAGAAGUUGCUCGAUGAGGCAGGGACAAAAAUGGGGAAAGACGAGAUUGAGAAGAACAAGGUCCCCGAAAGCACCACAGCUUCUGGCGUCCGCAGAGUGAAACGAGAGGAGCCCACCAGCGCACGCAGCCAGAGCAACCCCCUCCAGCCACACGAGGGCGGCAGCGAGCAGGAGGACCCCGUGCUGGACCGCUCACAGUGUCUGAACGCCUCCACCCUCCUGUCGUCUCACGGGUUGAGCGCAGAGGGAGGGCUGACGCUGGGGGACUUCAGUCUGCUGUGUCCCUCUCUGCUGGACCAGCUGGACCGGGGGGCGUGCAUCCGCCACGGCACCGGAUCCAGGCAUCACCAUGGAAACCACAACCACACGGAGCACAGCGACGCCCCUGCUAUAGAGAGCAGGAACGUCGUCACAGCGUGGGCGGGGGGCUUCACCUCCAUCACCAUCAUCAGCCUCCUGUCUCUGCUGGGAGUGGUCCUCAUCCCGCUCAUGAACAAGGUCUUCUUCAACUUCCUGCUCAGCUUCCUGGUGGCCCUGGCUGUGGGCACGCUGAGUGGAGACGCCUUCCUGCACCUCAUCCCUCAUUCCUUAGUGGGACAUCACCACUCAGACGAAUUUCACCAUGGAGACCACGGGGACCACGGGGACCACAUGGACCACGGGGACGACAGCAUGGACGGGGUUUGGAAGGGCCUGACCGCUCUGGGAGGAGUCUACUUUAUGUUCCUCAUCGAACACUUCCUCACACUUGGCAAGAUGUACAAGGACAAGAAGAACAAGACUCAGAAAAAGGCCGAGCUUCAGGACAAAGAGGAGCAGGCCGUGCUGAAGGAGGACCUGCUCAAGAACCAUGAAGAGGUGGAGGCGGCGGUCCCUGCUGGCGUGGCGGAGGAGGAGCAGGUGAUGCUCACUCCCUCGGUGCAGGUCCUCUCGGCGCAGGGCUACACCGAGCAGGACUGUGAGAACAAGUGCCACUCCCACUUCCACGACACGGUGGGACAGGCCGACCACAAACAUCACCAUCACCACGACUACCACCACAUCCUGCACCACCACCACUCCCAGAACCACCACCCCCACUCCCACUCACACUCCCACGGGAUGAGCCGUCUGCAGGAGGGCGGCGGCAUCGCCUCGCUCGCCUGGAUGGUGGUGAUGGGGGACGGCCUGCACAACUUCAGCGAUGGCCUGGCUAUUGGAGCUGCAUUCACACAGGGCCUGUCCAGUGGCCUGAGCACCAGUGUAGCUGUGUUCUGCCAUGAGCUGCCACAUGAACUCGGAGACUUUGCGGUGCUGCUGAAGGCGGGGAUGACGGUGAAGCAGGCCAUCUGGUACAACGUGCUGUCGGCCAUGAUGGCGUACCUGGGCAUGGCCACGGGGAUUCUGAUUGGACACUACGCGGAGAACGUGUCCAUGUGGAUCUUUGCCCUCACCGCUGGGUUAUUCAUGUAUGUUGCCCUGGUGGACAUGAUGCCCGAGAUGCUGCACAAUGAUGCCGGGGAGCACGGCUUCAGCCACUGGGGCUUCUUCGGUCUGCAGAACGCCGGAAUCCUCCUGGGCUUCUGCAUCAUGCUCCUCAUUGCACUGUUCGAACACCGCAUCCGCCUGGAGCUGGGCCAAUGACGGGCCGGGCGUCACCUAGCCCCGCCCACGUUUCAAACUGACCCGAGAGUACGGCCAGCGCUGGGCUCAUAGACACCUUUUUAGUUUGCGCUACUGCUGGAGUGUUUGGUUUAUUUGGGAGAAAAAGACACUGAAAAAACAAGCUUUGAAGAAAAACGUGCUCCGAACGCGUCGAGAGUCAGCAGGUCCACAGUCCAUGCGUGUUGGUGUCUGUCUGUGGAACCGUGCGUGUUCAUACUGUGUGUGGACCCACCAAGUCUCUGCUGGACCUCCACUGACAUCACUUCAUGAAGAUAACGCUAAAGGGAAACUCAGAGGCAUGUUUGCAAAGCCCAUCACGCCACAGACAAUUUAGGAGAAAAAAAAAAAAAUCUAAAUAGUUUCUUCGGAAUCUCAUGUCAUGGUUGGUAAGAGAAUUUAAAGAGGUGGUAUUAUACUAACUUUUCACCAUGUUGUUAUCAUGUUCCCUCAUCAAAAACAUGCCUGAAGAGGUUUUCUGAAUCAUUUGUGCAUGUUUGUGUCCUUAUAUAUGGUUUCAUACUGCAAACCAUAAGUCCCAGGAUUCCCACGGUCAUGGAAAUCCUGGAAAAGUCCUAGAAUUUUAGUACGUCUUUCACGCAACUACAGCGUUUCGUUAAGUUAUGAUUAGGCUAUUAUGAUUAUUUCCGAGUGUCUGCGCCUUUUUGUUUAAAAGAAAUGACAAUUUGAAUGUUAAAAAACUACAAUGCCAAACUAAGGUGAGUGGAAAGAGUUAACAUUUCAUAUUUAGUCUAAAAAGUCUGCGAAAUUCUGCACAUGUAGGGUGCUGUAAAGUCAUGGAAAAUUCACUUUAGGUCAUGAAAAAUUGUAGCCAGGUUCGCGCGACCUAGUGCCUCUGCUCAAUUUCAUUUCUCCAGCGACUAGGUCAGGAAUCGGAAUACACUAGACGAUUCGCAAAAACUGCAGAAGUGCCAAUCAGCGAAGAGCCAUGCAUUCUGUGUUGGCAACGAUUCCAGAGAUGGAGGAUUUAAAGCUGGAACAAAGAGAACGUUUGGUGAAUUUUAUCAAGGGGAAAGACGUUAUUGUCCUUCUUCCUACGGGAUUUAGGAAAAGCUUAAUAUACCAGUUCACCCCGUAAGUGACACAUUACAUACGUCACGACCAAACAGCAGCGAUUGGUUAAAUAAAAAAAGUACCUGCCUACCGUCGAGCGAACGAAAUCUAAUGCUGCGAGGUCAGACGGUUUCCUCAAAGUGAACCCGUCUGAUGAAUCAGGCUGGAAAAAGUUUUGAAAUUUGGUCAGUGAAAAAGCGUGGGAAUCCUGCAGUCCACAAACCUACGUAACAGCAAGCGGACGGCAAAAACAAAGCUACAAUUCAUUUAACUUUUUUUUGUUUUCGCCGAUUAUAGCAUUUUCAAGCCAAAAAAACGCAACACGGUGAUCUAAAUAUGGUAUGUCUUAGCAGUUCAUAGAAGUGUAAUACCUCCUCUUUAAAGAUACAGGAUGUAACUUUUUUGAUAGAGAGCCUGCCACCUGCUUGUCUCCAUGGAUAUGUUAACUGCUUCAUUUGGAACUUUUCACAGUAUGGCUUUAAAGUUAUUUAAGUUGCAUUUAUUUAAUUGGUCAAAAAUACUUUAAAAAAAAUACACAUUCUUGACCUGUAACUUGACCUCGCUUGUCUCUAUAGCGAUGGAUAAGUUCAUUGCCAGACUGUAGAACAUUCCAGCUAAGAUCACCAUGGAGACGAGCGCUCUCCACCAGAAAAGUUCCAUGGUGUCCCCUUUUUCGAAAGAACCGAAGAAGCGAGAAAGAAACGAUCGUGUUUUCGUUUGCGGUCAGUCGUGUCACCCGAGCGCGGAAGCUCUUUAGAGACGGUCGCGGGUUUUGUCGUUUGCCUUCCCUGAGCGUGUCUUGUGCCCUCGAGCAAGACGCUUCACCUUCAUUGUCAGUUUCUGUUCAUUUUCUGUUAGUAUCGAAAUCCAUGGGUCCAUAUCAAAACGUUGUUACGCAUAAUCACCAUGGCAGUGUUGGGAGAUCAUCAAGUUUUUUUGUUUUUUUUAUUAUUAUUAUUAUUAUUAUUAUUGUUAUUUUAUUAAUUUUUUUGAGUGAACAUUCCACAGUGCUGUUUUUUAUUGUCUGUUUACAUCACUUUUGUUACAAUCAAUGUAUACGUAAAGGCUACAUGAAGGUACAACUAGGGCUGGGUACUGUUUGAGAGUAGUUUUUGGGACCAGUAUUUACAGAACGCAAGUAUUUGGUUUAUCGUUGGUUUUUACCGUUACCAAAGGGUUGAAAGUACCGUAUUUUUCGGACUAUAAGGCGCACUUAAAAUCCUCUAAUUUUCUCAAAACUCGACAGCGCGACUUGUGUGUUAAUUCUGGUUGUGUUUACUGACCUCGAAUCGAUUUUAUGUGGUACAUGGCGCUCAAAAAUCUGUCAAAAUAUUUUAGUACGACUUCGGUAAGCUACAAAGCCUCAAUGCUUGAUGGAUUGUCAGAGUCAGGAGCCUUGCGGACUAAAGGGCGAAGUAUAGUUCUACGUCGACUCAACGCACACUGCAGUCAUGUCCUUUGAGUCGUGUCCUUUAGUCCUACAGAAGCUGACCACAUCUGGGUACGAGGAGCGAGCUGUUUUUUCAGCGCUUAUAGUUUAUGCAAAUGAGCCAAGUGGUUUUAAGUUUAGUUUCUGUAAAACGUAAACAAAUGUGCGCAAAGCUGCAUUAAACACAUUAUUACUCAGUGUAUAUUUGAAUCAUCCUCGUAGGAAAUAAAAAAAGCAAACUUAAACGAUCAACCCGCAUUCACAUUCUUAAUACACAUUCACCAAGACAGGGAGGCAACACCGGGCGAAUUACGCUACGAUUUGCCGAUGUAUUGUGGACGCCUGGGCUAAGGUUUCAGUCUCAAGUGUCGUCCGUUUGUUUCGUUUGGUGCGCCUUAUGUAUGAAAAUAGACGAGAGACUUCAACAUUAUUGAUAUUACGCCUUAUAGUCCGAAAAAUACGGUAACUAAUGACAAAAAGUACUUGUGUUACUUUUGAGUUGUGCUUUUUGGGGUUAUUUAAACUUUCAAUAUCCAUGUAAUUGUUUUUUUGUUAUAUUAUAAUCACAGGAGUUGGCAGCAUAACUCCUAGUAGCACUUCAUCGGCUGCUCUGAUUGGCCAGAGCUCAGAAAAAAAGGUGGAUUGUGGUUUAAAAGAAGCCAAAAAACGACCCAGUUCAGCUUUAAACGGUUUAAUUACUCUAGUUUUGUGAAAGACUGACUUCAGAAUGUACAAAAACUGUAACUGGUACAUUGACGAGUAUUUUUUUUUAUACGUACUUUGACUUGAGUACAAAUGUGGCAGCUGUACGUUCCCACUGCCGAUACUUAACUACCUACUUAUUUUUACCGCACAUACUGUAAUAGUUAAUAAUUCUGUAAUCUGUAAUCAUUUGUGUUUUUCUCAGUAUUUACAAGACGUCAAAAUUUUUGGUUAAAAUUCAAAACCUUAACUUUUUAAAAACAGAGGGUAUUACGCAAGAUCAAAUGUUUGGAGCUUUCUACUAUGUUUUAACGUUGUUCCCUCAUCAAAAACAUGCAUGAAGAGGUUUUAAAUCUCGUUCAAGCAUGUUUGAGUAAUGUAGCGAUCUCUCUAACUCUCUUUACGGUGCGCGCUAAGGCUCUGUACGACAAUUCUCCAUAAAUAUGCAAAAACAUGGUACAAAACUGUACGCAAUACAACUUUACAAACCUACUUUUACUUAUUGGGAGGCGCGCUGAUUGUGUUGUGAUGGCAAUCUGAAGGGGGGGUGACUUAGAGCAGAGAGCAAGGUGAGGGGAGACUCGAAAACCAAAGCGAAAUAUGUUAAUACGUUGUUUUCGGGAAAUGUAGCAUUUUCAAAAAAUAAAAGGGUAACGUGGGGAUCUGAAAAUGUCAGAUAUACUACGAGGAAGUGUUUAAACAGUACCCAGCCCCAGGUUUGUUUAAAAUACUGAAUGUCUUUGAAAGUAGAUUUUUUUUUUUGAUUUACUGGAGGGUAGAGGAGGUGUUGAAAUCUUGUGGUUAAAGAGUUAAAUGUUACAAAUUCAAGGGCUGAGAACCAAAAGGUUGUGGGAUUCUGCAGAUUUGAGAACAUUUCAAGUGUUAAGCAAAUUAAGUCCACAUUUAAAACAUUUGUUCCGAUGAAAUUUCAAUUUUGUUUUCACAGAUGGCAAAUGUUGUUGUUUCCCAUGUCACAGUUUUGGUGGAGAGUCUGCUUCCUGCUUGUGUCAUGAGGAUUUUUUUUUUUUUCCACAGUACGGCAUUAAAGUGCAUAUGGCAGGUUUUCACGGUUUUCCAAUUACAGUAUUUUUUGGACUAUAAGGCGCACUUAAAAUCCUCUAAUUUUCUCAAAAAUCGACAGUGCGCUUUAUACUGUUUGAGAGUACUUUUCGGGACCAGUAUUUAAAGAACAUAAGUACUUGGUUUAUUGAUGUUUUACCAUUGCCAAAGGGUGGAAAGUACCGUAUUUUUCGGACUAAAAGACGCACUUACAAUCCUUUAAUUUACUCAAAAAUUGACAGUGCGCCUUAUGUAUUAAUUCUGGUUGUGCUUUCUGAACGCAAACUGAGUUUAUGUGGUACACAGUGCUCAAAAAUGUGUCAGAAUGAUUUAGUACGACUUUGGUAAACUACAAAGCCGCACCUCUUGAUGGAUUGUCGGAGCAUUACGGCGACUGUAAGUCAGGAGCUGAACCGCAUCGGUGCAGAAGGAGCGAGCUGUUUUUUCAGAGCUUAUAGUUUAUGCAAAUGAGCCACGUGGUUUUAAGUUUUGUUUCUGUAAAAAGUAAACAAAUGUGCGCAAAACUGCAUCAAACACAUUAUUACUCAAUGUAUAUUUGAUUCUGCCUCGUAGGAAAUAAAAAUAAAAAAAAACUUAAAUGAUCCACCCACAUUCACCAAGACAGGGAGGCGACGCCGGGCGAAUUAUGCCACGAUCUGCCGAUGGAUCGUGGACGCCUGGGCUAAGGAUCAGUCUCAAGGGCCGUCUGUUCCGCUUAAUGCGCCUUAUAAUCCGGUGUGCCUUAUGUAUGAAAAUAGACGAGAGAAUUCAACAUUACUGAUAUUGCACCUUAUAGUCUGAAAAAUACGGUAGUACUUGUUUUGCAUGAGUAAAGAAGCAGUUUGUGGAAAAAAGUUGAAAACGACAGGAUAAAAAUACAUGACACCGUUUUGUCUAUUGAUACUUUGCUGUGUCAACAUGAUGGGGGUGUUCUGCCUGUAUGCUUAUGGUAGAAUAUUCAGCAGUUACCAUGAUGACACAGUGCAUACAUUAGCAAACACUGCCAAAAACCUUUUCAGAUUUAAAAAAAAAAAACAACAACACAAAAUAGACUUCAACAGCACAUUUUCAGGAGGCUGUGAUUAGUCCGAGCAUUCGUGGUCGUGUUUAGGAGUUUGAAUUUCAACAAAAAAAGUGAGAGCGUGACAAAUUGUAAAACUGUUUGCAAACGUUUAGGGCUGUGUAAAGAGCAAAUAGACUGUGACUGUAAUGUCAUGUGCGAGGGAUUAGUUUAACAGCACAAAUCACCUGUUGUAGUUCCAGCCAAGUCAGCUCAUUAUUAUCAGAUUGUGUUUGACUAACCUGAACUUUCAGUAACUUGAGCUUCAGACAGAGCAGAUCGCAAAGUAUCAAUACAGAAAACCCAACCGACGUUAACAACAUUUCCAACCUAGAAAAAUUGAGCAAGAUUUGUCGUAUCAUCUUAAACAGUGGUCCCCAACCUUUUUUGAGCCACGGACCGGUUUUAUAUCAGACAAUAUUUCGUGGACCGGAGGGAGUUGGGGGGGUGGGUGGAACUGCGUAUGGGAGGAGGCGCGGUGGGCGAUGUGGCGGUAUGGUUAAGUCCUGGCUAAAUCCUGGUUUAGACCCGGUUUAGACCUGGUUUAGUCCUGGUUUAGUUCUGGUUUAGUGACACAGUCUGUGCAGCAUACGGGAGAGGGGUACGGUCCGCAUGACGUGCGGGAGGGAGGUACGAUCCACGUGAUGUACGUGAGGGGGUACGGUCCACGGCCCAUGCGACAUAUGUGAGGGGGUAUGGUCCACGGCCCAUGCGACAUACGGGAGGGGGGUACAGUGCACGGUCCAUGCGACAUACGGGAG
Messenger RNA from Boleophthalmus pectinirostris (great blue-spotted mudskipper), 8651 nucleotides. RefSeq names its product solute carrier family 39 member 6 (gene slc39a6). Gene Ontology annotation, molecular function: zinc ion transmembrane transporter activity. The transcript is spliced from 11 exons. Gene Ontology annotation, cellular component: membrane. Bases 584 to 2548 code for a protein of 654 amino acids. The record is from RefSeq and is a predicted model, not a curated record. Gene Ontology annotation, biological process: intracellular zinc ion homeostasis; zinc ion import across plasma membrane. NCBI's taxonomy places the organism in Eukaryota, Metazoa, Chordata, Actinopteri, Gobiiformes, Gobiidae.